AUGGAACAUGUAUCAGAGAAGAAAUUUCCAGUUGAUCCCAAGGAUUACAAGUUGUAUGAAGAAAUUGGGGAUGGUGUCAGUGCCACCGUCUACAGGGCACUCUGUAUUCCAUACAACGAAGUUGUUGCCAUCAAGAUAUUAGACCUUGAAAAAUGCAAUAAUGACCUAGUAAGAUGGUUUGUAUUCAAGUACUUAGAGACAAAUAUUUAUAUCCUUUAGAGUUCCAAGACAUCAUGAUUAUUCUCUUGGUUAUUUCUUUUACUUUUCCAAGAAGAGUUUGGUUUUUGCUAGGUUACGAGUUUUUUUUUGCAUUAUUUAAUGUUUAUUUAUUUCAUCAUUUGCUUUCUAUGUAUCGACGAUAAGAUCAAGAUCAAAAAUAAUUAAAAUGUAUAAUGGAAAAGUUAUUUCAGCUAUGGUAACUAAAACCAAAUAACAUAGAAUAAGGAGAGUGAAGGCAAUAAGUACGCUCAAUCUAAGAUUCCAAAAAUUCUGAUCAAGUUAAUCAUGGGCAACUUUUGGUGCUUUCGAAGAAAAACAUAGUUUUGUUACAUUUUCUUUUGUAGAUAACCUUUGACACAAAUCAAACAAACGAAUGCUGGAAAGUCUGGCGAUGUGAUCCAAUGUAGUUGUCCGUGCUGAGAGAAUUUAUAUGUUCAUUUGACAUGUGAUAGUUAGAGUUGGCAACAUAGCAACAAUAUAGAUUUUUAUUCUUGUGACAACACCACUUCAUUCUAUGUGUACUAUCCGGUGAACUUCUGAUUUCUUAACAAAUAUUAUAUUAUUGAUUACAUAAAUGAUUCCCUUGAUGUUGUUACAAAUAAUCCUUUUAAGAUCCAUAGUCUCGUGUCUUGGACUAAUUGUUCCACAGGCUUUGUAGAAUUACUUAUGUUCGGCUUAGUCAUUGUCCAUGCAUUACUGAAUGAUAUAUAUAUAUAUUUAUGCAAAGAAAUUUACUUUCUAUUUUCAGGAUGGAAUUCGGCAUGAAGUGAAGACAAUGAGUUUAAUCAAUCAUCCUAAUUUACUAAAUGCUCAUUGCUCUUUCACUUCGGAUAUGAGUCUUUGGGUUGUGAUGCCUUACUUUUUUGGAGGAUCUUGCCUUCAUAUUAUGAAAUAUGCUCAUCUUGAAGGAUUUGAAGAGCCAGUUAUUGCAACCCUAUUACGUGAGGUUCUUAAAGCCCUCGUUUAUCUCCAUGGCCAGGGCCACAUUGAUAGAGAUGUCAAGGUAUUAUAUGAUUUAUUAGAUUAUUUAUCAAUAUUGACAGUGCUGAUGGAAGAAACCAUCAUUAAUAUUUUUUCGGUAACAGCCUUAAUCUAUGUCGAUCUGUUAGGCAUAUGGUUUUGUGGUGAAAAAGUGUCUCUUGGGUUAGAUAGAUACUUGUUUCUUUGUAUAAGCUUAGAAAUAUGUACAUGCGUUUGUGGAAGUCAAAUGAGAUGUAGGAGGGAAAUAAUGAAGAAUGAAUUCGAAGAAUGUUUAAUGAUAGGAUGCAAUAAAAUUGUGAAAAUUCAUUACAAGGGUGCCCACUCGCUUGGAAACCUCAAAACACAGAUGGGCAGUGGCCAUAUAAGUCUAUAAAUGUGGUAAAGUUUUUGCUAAAUUGAGACCUUUUUUAUAGAGCUUUGAAUAUCUAUCAUCCAUUAUCUGGAAUUUCGUGUUGUUUGUUAAGGUCCCCUAUUCGGGAUGAAAUCUGUGAACCCAAAGGAAAAGGAUCAAUCGGAUGAUGUGAAAGAAUGGAUUUUUUAAUAAAAUUCAGUUCUGCAACACGUGAUAUCAGUGAGGAGUCAUGGGGCUUCUUUCACUUCUGCUAGGUUAUCGUACCACCUUGACAGAACUGUUGAUCCAAAUGAGGUUUGCUCUGGUCUAUGGUUACCCUAGUUGGGAUGUGCUCACCAGAACUCACUGCUACUUGCUCACCUUUAGCAGACAAGCUGACAAGUUCACCCAAUUAAAAAUAGCCAACCAACUAGAAUUGUCUGAAUCCACGACCACAUUUUGGUAGUUCAUUCUAAUAUUUUUCUGUAGUUUAUUAUGAGAUUUCUCCGACUUAUGUAUUUUCUAGGAAUUGCCCAAUUCUAGGCCAAAAAUUGAACAUGUAUCAGAAUUGAGAGGCUAAAACUCCUAUGCCUGAUCCUACUUUUAUUUCCUCGUUGCCUAAUAUAUGAAAGAGGGUCAAAGGAGAGAAAAAGAAAGAAGUAAAUGCAAUCCCUUAUCUUUUUAAUGUCAAUGAAUUUUUACAUUUAAAAAUAAUAAAAAAUGAUUGUUUUAAAUUGGUGAUUCUGAUGAAAUGGAGAAAACAAGUUUUCUGGAAUUUAUAUUGACGAUUCAAAGGGCAAUGUUAGGUUUUGUCUAGAAUUUUGACCUUGCAUGGGUGGUCUGAACUCUAAUACUUUAGGAAUCAUAGAAAUGAAUCAAUGUUGAUUAGUUUUUUAUUUUUGUAGUCUAGUGAAAUAUAUAAAAGUGAGGCAAUUAGGUUUCACUUAGGUAGUAAAUAAACCAGAAUUUAUUGUAUUUGUAUCAGAAUUUAGUAUGUUUUCAGAACCGUAUGAAAUAUUUAGCUGCUUGGCACCAUGAUUGAUUAUAGAUCCUCUAGUAUUCUAGCUAUAUUCUUUCAAGAAAUAAAUGGUAUAAUUGUGUAUAAGUUAUGUUUCUUCUGAUGAGUCGAUAAAAGGUUAAGUAAAUAUAUGGACCUUUUUUUUUUAAUACAUUCGUAUGAAAUUUUGAGCAUUGUACCUUCAUGAAAUGUUAAAAAAAAAUUGUCGUGGUAAGCUUUUAUUUCUGUCUAAUACUCUUUGUCGACACGUUUUCAGGCAGGUAAUAUCUUAAUCGAUGCAAAUGGUGCUGUGAAGUUAGCCGACUUUGGAGUCUCUGCUUGCAUGUUUGAUAUUGGAGAAAGACAACGAUCAAGAAACAGCUUUGUGGGAACUCCAUGCUGGUUCAUUACUUAUCCUUUUUCGUUUCUCAUUGCAUAUCUCAUGUUGCUAUUGGAGUGGUUUGAUUUGGUCCUUGGUAGUCUGAAAAUAUUUCUUUAUGUCAUAUCUCUACAAGACUUAUGUGCAUGCAUAAAAUAUAUGAAAAUAAGAAAGGGUAUUAUAGUCAUUUAAACGUACGUUUGCAUGUUUUUUUCAUAACCCGAACAACAAGCAUACAGACAUCUUAGAAUUAUUUGCUGUUAACUGAUGUGUUGACAUGGUUGAUUCAGACGUAUAUGAUGGACCAUUGGUAUCACAUAUGUGUUGACUUAUUGCUUCCCAUUUCACUAUGCAUGUACAGAAUGGCUCAAGAAGUUAUGCAACCGUUGCAUGGAUAUGAUUGCAAGUGUGUGUGACCACUUAAUGAUUUUCAGAAGUUUUUAUAGUAUUGAUUUUUGUAGUAUUGGUACGUUGAGGAUAUACUGGGCUCAUUUUGGGACUUAUUUCCUCCGAGCAGAGCAGAUAUAUGGUCCUUUGGGAUAACGGCUCUUGAGCUUGCACAUGGCCAUGCUCCAUUUUCGAAGCACCCACCAAUGAAGGUCGAGUUUUGUUAAAUGUGUUUUUUUUUUUUUUGCGUAUACUAGCUUCAUGAAAGUGGUGUUAUGAAUAUUUCUUGAAUUCAACAAUUUGAGUGAUCUCAUUUCUUCUUUUCAUAGGUGUUGCUUUUGACCUUACAAAAUGCACCACCAGGCCUUGACUAUGAAAGAGACAAAAGAUUCUCCAAGGUUCAUUCUUGUUUUUGAAAUUGAUGCUAGGUGUUACUUCUUGAGUGAUGUUGUGAAAUUGAAAAAUCUCUUUACAGUCUUUUAAAGAGAUGGUAGCUGCAUGCUUGGUGAAAGAUCCGAAGAAGCGUCCAUCCUCAGAAAAGCUUUUGAAGCAUAACUUUUUCAAAAAUGGUCGCACAAAUGAAUACUUGGCACGGACGAUCCUUGAUGGCCUUGCUCCACUCGGUGAACGAUUUAGGGAACUAAAAGUAAUAGUCUAA
Messenger RNA from Spirodela intermedia, 3952 nucleotides. The record is from the annotation of a GenBank genome assembly. Lineage: Eukaryota; Viridiplantae; Streptophyta; Magnoliopsida; Alismatales; Araceae.